AAGUCAUUUUCAGAGUCAAGUAAGUUUGUGCCAUUGUCCGGCGUGAUGGCCUCGUCGGAGACUUGCUGCGAGGGUAGUGACGGGGCUACUCGUCUCCAUCCGGUACUGCUGAAUGACUUCGGCGACUUCUCGGACGAGCUGACCGAGCCUCUGGAGGAGCGACGCGUUGUGUGCCGACGCUGCAUUCGACCUCAGACCGUCUGUAUCUGUGCACACUUGCCAGAGAAGCGGCACCGUUGCGACACCAAGGUACUCGUCUUGCAGCAUCCGCGCGAGGAGAUUCGUGGCCUUCGCACGGUGCCGAUCUUGGAGGCGUGUCUGGCUGAGGGCUGUGUCAAGGUCGUACGCUCCAAGAGAUUUCCAGUCGGCCGAUUCGAGGCAGUGGACUUGGCUCUACAGCAACCUGAUACCCUUGUUCUCUAUCCUGCUAAGCAAGCAAUAGACAUCUCGCUAGCCGCAGCACCCACCUCACCCCCACGCACUCUCAUUGUCCUGGAUGGAACAUGGAAACAAGCAAAGGGUCUCUACGUGCAGAACGAAAGACUCCGCAACAUCCCAGCGGUGUCGCUAUCAUCCACCCAGACGAGUGCGUACAUCAUACGUACACAGCCCACCGACACUGCACUCUCCACACUAGAGUCCGCUGCUCUGGCUCUGUCCAUACUGGAAAACAAACCACAGCUGUUUGAGGAUCUGGUACGUCCACUGCGCGCUCUGUGUAACAUACAGUUAGAACACGGUGCACAGAUACAUCACAGCAAGGAAGCACUGGCCAGGAUGAGAGAGGAGCAAGAACAGCAGCAGCAGCUUCAGGAACAACAGCAGGCAAGCAAUGGCGCCACUCCACACAGCAGCAACAGCAGUAGUAGCAGCUAUGAUGUCGGUGGUGACGGUGAUAGUGACGAAGCCAGCACCAAUAGUGAUGACAACCGUUGACCACCCUUUCCCGUCGUACGUGCGUGUGAGUUUAAUGGCACGACAAUCGUGAGCAGUUCAGUAGAGUGCUCUCUCCUACUUGCUUCUCCUGCCCUGGCUACCCAGCCAACAUCUAUUUGUGCGUAGACUGUCGACGAAGGAUGGCUAACGAGGAAACUAACGCUAUGCCACACCAUGCUCUGUUGUUAGUCAUUCACUCGUAUCCGAGUUGCAUGGCAGCCUGAAUCGCUUCGCCGUGUGUUUGCGGUUGCGUGUGGCGUGUGGCGACGAAUAAAUACGCCUGCUUUCACCAGCACCCACCCACCAACCUACCGACAACCAGACAUCGCUUCCAGUAGUAGUGAUAACCGUAGACGUCCUUAUUGCUGUAACUGAGCAGUAUGUGAGUGUGCUCACACCUGCAGAACGGUGUGGCUCUGCUCCCGCCCAGCUUGAAAAUGACCGAGAAAAAUCUGAAUCAGAGAUGAUCGCCACGUUCUCGAGGAUGUGUUCGUAAGGAGCUGCCUUUGCGUAGUUCAUGUGUAGUUCGUGAUGACGUAAUGUGUGUUCCAGCGUGUGGUGAUGGUGAUGUCAUCGUUGGUGUUGCCACAGUCUUGCCAUGACAGCGUCGCAACACCAGCACCCUGUAGUGUCACUUAUUGAAUGAUGACAUCAUCGCAAUCUCUCCACGAUGUCACAACAGUGCUACCGUGAUGUCAUCAGUUCCACCAAUGACAGCGUCGCUGAUGCAGGUGCCUAGUGUCAUUCAUGGCUUUCCAGCAGCUUCUCAGCUCUGCAGAUAUGCCCAGAUGGCAGCAGUUGAUGGCAAGUUACUCCUCACAUCAACUGAUGUGAACAGUGGGAACGCACGUUUAUCGAGUAAUGAUGUGAUGGGAAUCUCGAUGCUCUUGUGCUGUGUGUACGUGGCCUCACACGCAUGCACACACACACACACACACACACACACACACACACACACACACACACACACACACACACACACACACACACACACACACACACACAGUCAUGUAUUGUACAUAAGCUACAAGCUACCUGCGCUGUGCUAGUGCUAGUACUUGGCUGUGUGAUGCCAGCGGACAUCACCAGUACUCUGCUGCAUUGUACUGCAGGCACCAUAUUGUCAUGAGCACCGUGCUGACCCCGGGGCACAUGUACUGCAGGCACCAUAUUGUCAUGAGCACCGUGCUGACCCCGGGGCACAUGUACUGCAGGCACCAUAUUGUCAUGAGCACCGUGCUGACCCCGGGGCACAUGUACUGCAGGCACCAUAUUGUCAUGAGCACCGUGCUGACCCCCGGGGCACAUGUACUGUUACUACCGUGAUGAGAGUGUGCAAGCAAGGUUCUCUUAGACCGUCUUUGACCGCCUUAGACCGCCUUAGACUAGGCGAGCAAACACUAGUUCUAGUGCUAGUAUCCGGACGGUCAUAGCCGGCUAGCCGAUCCUGGACUGGUCUAUCUUGUCAUGACACGAUGGCUUUGUGGAUACUGCCGGUUUUGUUCACUCCCAGCUAGGACCUUUUUUAUUUUAUUUUUUAAGCGUGCACAUCUGGAACAGGCGGUGUAUUUUCCAAUCCGGAAGCCCAUCAUCUCCUCUCUCAACGCCUAGUCUAUUUAUUCUUCAUACAUGUACUACUGCUUCUUGUUCAUUCCCUGCUAUGCUGGGUUUUCACAGAAUAACUGUGAGUAGUAGAGUAACCUCUUCUUACCAGUAACCUAGAAUAGUAUUAAUGGUACCGGUAGUUAUUAGUUUAUUGCACAUAACUCCCCCCCCCCCCCCCCCCCUCCCCCAUCUCUCUCCCUAAUGUGUAAUACCGGUAUCUGGUCCAGGUCACCAUGGUUACCUGGUUCUCUCUCCACUAACGUUACACUAGUACAAGAGUCGUGGACUUGUAUUUUUAUAUUAUUUCUUUUAGGAUUUCAAAUUUAAAUGCUGUCCUGUAGAGCACACUAGUAUUAUUUAUUUUAUCAUUCGUGGCGUUCCACACUAAUAACGGCUUAAAAUCGGCUUCCGACAUACGGUAAUGUUAUCAACCGGCUUUUGGAGAUCACACUUGGUUCUCCGAACUACACUUAUAAAACCUGGUGUAAGCGACCUCUGGGUUUAGCGACCACCUGCUCUUAA
This is a messenger RNA of Sycon ciliatum, 3063 nucleotides long. Its product is annotated as tRNA-uridine aminocarboxypropyltransferase 2-like. The coding region runs from base 46 to 936 and encodes 296 amino acids. The record is from RefSeq and is a predicted model, not a curated record. The transcript is spliced from 7 exons. NCBI's taxonomy places the organism in Eukaryota, Metazoa, Porifera, Calcarea, Leucosolenida, Sycettidae.